ACUGCUUUGAUUAGGCAGCAGCGAAUUUGGUGCGUUAGUGACAAAAAUGGCGCGCCAGGGGUGUGUGACCGGCGCGCUGUGGUUAGGACGGAAUAUUUUAAAUAAAGAAUUAAAUGUGCUUAAAUCCGGAUAUUCCACGAAAGACAUUCUUUUGCGAAACUCGUCGGCCCGAAUAGAGGCAGUGCGCUGUGCAUCAACUAACUCUGAAACUCAGCGGAAGAAGCCGAAGCUCGGCGUGUUUGGAAAGGCCGUGCUUCUUGGCAUCGGUGUAGGAGGUGCUUAUGGAUAUUAUAGCUAUGAGCAACGAAAAAAACUGCUGGCCAAGCCAGCAUCAGGAGCUCAGUUUCUUCUCAAAGAGCCUCCGCCCGAACACCCACCAUCGAAAAGGGUAUCAAUCCCAGGAGACAACACUGGUCUCAAGCUGACACUGUAUCAGUAUCAGACUUGUCCAUUCUGCUGUAAAGUCAGGGCGUUCCUGGACUACUAUGGCAUCUCAUAUGACCUGAUUGAGGUCAACCCUGUGCUGAGGAAGGAAGUCAAGUGGUCCUCCUACAAGAAGGUGCCUGUCGUGGUGGCCGAAACACCACAGGGAUGGCAGCAACUGAACGACAGCUCGAUGGUGAUGUCGGCGCUCUACUCGUACCUGUACGACCCGAGUCGCGAGCUGCCCGAGCUGGCCUCCUACUACCCGCCGCUGACGGCCACGGAUGCCGACGGCCGCCGGCGCACCGACAUCAUGAACAAGUACUUCCUCAUGUACGGCGACCGCGACACCAAGAGGACCAAGGAGGACAUCAAGGCGGAGCGCGCCUGGCGCCGCUGGGCCGACGACGUGCUGGUGCACACGCUGUCCCCCAACGUGUACCGGACGCCCUCUGAGGCGCUGCAGGCGUUCCGCUGGUUCUCCGAGACCGGCGACUGGGAGCGGCUCUUCUCCAACUGGGAGCGCCUGCUGGUCAUCUACGUGGGCGCCGCCGCCAUGUACGGCAUCGGCAAGAUCCUCAAACGCAGACACAACCUCAAGUCUGACGUACGCGAGUCGCUGUACGAGGCGUGCGACACGUGGACCCGAGAGCUGCGCCAUCGGGGCACGCCGUUCCUGGGUGGCGAGCGGCCCAAUGUGGCCGACGUCUCCGUCUACGGCGUCCUCUCCAGCAUCGAGGGCUGCGACGCCUUCCAGGAGCUGCUGCAACACACCAAGAUCGGGCCCUGGUUCGCGCGGAUGAAGGAGGCCGUGACCAAACACGAGGGUGGCCGCGCUGUGGUGUGACCAGCCACGAGGGUGGCCGCGCUGUGGUGUGACCCCCGGGCCAGUCGGGCUGACGGCGACAUCUAUACAGUGCCGCCGGCCCGCUCGGCCGACCGACCGGCCCGGCCCGGCCCGACGCCGGUUACCGCUCCGAGCCGCCACUGCGUGCGGCGGGAGCCGACCCGUGCUGGCCGGUGCCGGGGCGGCUACUAGUGUGAGCCAGGCACGCGCUGCAAUAAUGCCGUAGUUGUGCCGCUGGAGCCGGGAAGUCACCCGCUCGUCGCCUCAGUUUGCUGAACGCGAAGUCAGUUAGUAUGCAGAGAUGCGUUGUGUGGAUAUCGUCUUUGAUAAAUGUUUUCGUCUCCCUA
This is a messenger RNA of Amphibalanus amphitrite, 1617 nucleotides long. RefSeq names its product prostaglandin E synthase 2-like. Gene Ontology annotation, molecular function: prostaglandin-E synthase activity. Lineage: Eukaryota; Metazoa; Arthropoda; Thecostraca; Balanomorpha; Balanidae. Gene Ontology annotation, cellular component: mitochondrion. The record is from RefSeq and is a predicted model, not a curated record. Bases 47 to 1270 code for a protein of 407 amino acids. The transcript is spliced from 6 exons.